AUGCUCACAAGAAAUCAGCUUCUCGUUCAGAGCGCUCAGGCGGCUGAGCGUGUGCAAGCAGCUUUCGCCAACAACGUCGAGUGGGACCACCUCCUCAUCAGCUUCAAAAUACUUCUCAAAGUCAUCGACGAUGACUCCGACUGGAUGGUUGGGGAUUUCAGGCGAAGGCUUUCUGCCUUCGUCUUUAAUGUCGCAGCGCAUCGCGAGGCGUUCUACAGCAUCUUCGACAACCUGGAUCCAGAUGUUCCGGUCACAGCUUACGAGUACGAGGGCGAGUUCCUCACAAAGUUCAAAAGCGAGGCUCAACGCGGACAAUCGGACGUGCCAACAGCAACACGCUUCUGCCGUUUCCUCCUCAGUCUCGAAACUCCGCGAGACUCAUCACAGAUCAACCUCGACGCCGAUGGCCACGUCCCAGAUAUCACUGUCAACAUGGCAGAGGAGUGGAACCGAGAGUUUCGAGGUGAUGCUGUGGCACGCUUCCUCCGCUUCACCAUUAAUGAUCUAGCCUGCCGCCCUUUCUGCCAACGCCGUUACUUUGACGGAUCAGCCAUUAUUCAGGCGAGUGGCACCGGUAAGACACGCUUGGCUUUGGAGCUUGGCAAGUAUGCUCCGCUACUGUACAUGUGUCUCCGUCUACCAGAAGAUGCCUCCCUUCAGAGUUUCCCUCCGGCCGACAGCGCGCCAAUCGAAUACUUUGACAGCCUGCGAAUAGCGCGCGAUACGGAGGGCGUAGACAUCAAAGGCCUACACAGUCUUCAGGUUGCGGCUUUUGUGGGCGCCUGA
This is a messenger RNA of Kalmanozyma brasiliensis GHG001, 786 nucleotides long. RefSeq lists its product as uncharacterized. The transcript has a single exon. Bases 1 to 786 code for a protein of 261 amino acids. The record is from RefSeq and is a predicted model, not a curated record. NCBI's taxonomy places the organism in Eukaryota, Fungi, Basidiomycota, Ustilaginomycetes, Ustilaginales.